AUGCGUCCACCGAUGAAGAGGACUACAAGCAUGAAGGAGUUCACCUUGGACAUCGACGUCGCCAUCAAGUCCGGCGAAGGUACUGUUGCUAAUCAUCAGACGUUUGAUCCUCAAAACCCAGUUAGUACUGGCGGUUUAGAUCAGAGGUUCCUGGCUACCGCCACAGCCGCCGCCGCGUCUUCCCGAUCCCUCCGCCGCAAUUCACCAGAUUCUGUCGAAACUUCUCAUUUCUUGAGGGCCUGUUCCCUCUGUAAACGCCGUUUGGUUCCUGGUCGAGAUAUCUACAUGUAUAGAGGCGAUAGUGCUUUUUGCAGUUCAGAGUGUAGACAACAACAGAUGACUCAAGACGAGAGAAAAGAGAAGUCUUCAUUGGUAACGAAGAAGGGAGCUGCAACCGUCGCCACCGGAGCAAAAUCCAGCGCCACCGGUGGCAAGACGGUAACCGCCGUCUAG
Messenger RNA from Fraxinus pennsylvanica, 453 nucleotides. Lineage: Eukaryota; Viridiplantae; Streptophyta; Magnoliopsida; Lamiales; Oleaceae. The record is from the annotation of a GenBank genome assembly.